Leishmania mexicana MHOM/GT/2001/U1103 is the source of this 3114-nucleotide messenger RNA. RefSeq lists its product as hypothetical. The record is from RefSeq and is a predicted model, not a curated record. The transcript has a single exon. NCBI's taxonomy places the organism in Eukaryota, Euglenozoa, Kinetoplastea, Trypanosomatida, Trypanosomatidae. The coding region runs from base 1 to 3114 and encodes 1037 amino acids.
AUGCCCAAGAAAGAAAAGAAGGCGCCGAUCCCUUCGGUGACCGCGCCAGGCAUCACCGAGGAGGAGCGCUUGCUGGAGGUGCAUCUGCACUGGGAUGUGGAGGCACAAGCGGCGCCAGACAUGCUGGUUCUCGUGCGACUCUGUCAGGAGGAUCACUUCAUUCUUCCUCGCCAGCUGCCAGUCGACGCCAACAGUGACUGUGCCGCUGACGGGCAACAACAGUCGCUUCGGCAGCAACCGUCUGCUGCUCCCCCGCUUCUCCUCCUAGUCAAGCAGACGGUCAUUGUAGGCGGGUCGACUGUACGCCACACACUACUUAAUGAUAGCAAGGCGAACCGCAUUGACGUGUACGCCCUCCCGAGCGCCAGCGUUGGCAACGAAGCAGGUGGCAAGCAGGCUGGCGGCGCAGCGGGGAAGCGUUUGAAGAGCGUGACACCGGCUGCCGCGAAAUCCAAAGGGAAGGUGGCGGCCGGGCUCACGGCUCUCCCCGACGGUGCCCGACACAUUGGGGGGACGGCGCUAUCGUUUGUUCCACUUCUUGCAAGCUCCACAAUGGACGUCUCUGUGUCGCUCGCCGCGGGUUCACUCGUCGAUGCCGACGACUGCCUGAGCUUCCGCGUGCGUUGCCACGAUUCACUGCUGCUGUCUGCGCAGUGCAUGUCUCAGUGUCGUCCAGUGUUGGUGCGUGUAUACGGCGUCGCGGGACUGCCCACCUUGAAGUCCACAUCUGACUCCUCACUCACAAAGGACAUAACUGAAGCUGCGACUGCCGAUUCACGCCGUCGUCUGCGCGCUUGUGUCACGCUGGCAGGGAGAUGCGUGACGGCACCCAUACUGCCGAUUACACCUGCAAUCUCCGCCGAUGAGGCCGUGGCCCCGUCCUCGUCCCCGUCACACAGCCCGACGGCCAAUUUCCACGAUCACAUUCUCUUUUUGCAUGAGUUGGGCACACCCCUCGACGUGUACCGGAAACUCUACAGCACACCAUGCGAGGUGUCGCUGUGGCAAUCCUUCGAGAUGGAUGCUCAGGGGACGGUGGCAGCCGCUGCAGGCGCCACCUCGCCGCCGGAGAAGAGCACAGAGGUCUUACUUGGCAGCGGCAGCUUUUCGGUGCGCGACUUUUUGACAGACGAUCAAACACGCUUUUCUGAGACGGUGCAGCUGCUGCCUGGUCGCUCCACGGUGAACCUUGCAAAGGAUUGCACAUGCCUCACCACCGGCUGUAGCGUUUCCGUACGCCUUGACUUUUUCCAGCCCUUCACCCCUCUGCAACAUGUUGACCAGGAGGGGAAGCCGCUGCCCCGAAAGGCCUUCUUGACGCGUGCGCUUGUGCGCCUGCCGUACGCGGCUCCGUGGAUGGCCGACUUUCUGACGGUCCUCCUGCGCGAGGUCACGGCGCUGCCUCGCGCCACGGAGGACGUGCAGCUUUAUCUACCGCCGCCGCCGCCACCGCCACCCGCCGAAACCGCGGAGAAGGAAAAGUCAACUGGGGGACGCAACGGCACCACCCACGUCCGCGGCGCGGCACCGCCUGCCGCUUCCUCUUCCUCGAAGCGACCAGGUAGCGGCAGCGGGAAUCGCAAGGCGGGCAAGGCAAUCGGACGCCCUUCCCCACCAGACCUCGUGCCAGCCCCGCCAUUGCCGUCUUUCGCAGGCGAACUGAAGGUGUACUCGCCGCCGGGGCUCAGCGGAUUCGAGGUGGCGGACGGAGAGGAACGUCUGUGGUGCUUUGAGGCGACGGUGCCCGAAUUGCAACGUGUGCUCAGACAGCUCGGCAGUUUUGCGGAGGCUCGUGGCGGUGCGACGUCACAGGUGCAUAUGUAUUUCAACGCUGAACUGUUUGUGCCGCAGCGCGCCUACGUGAAGUUCCCGCCAUUGGUGGUUCCACCAGCGGGAAUGGCAGCCACAUCACCGCCACCCAGCGAGGCCGAUGACGCGUCGGUAGCCUUGGAGGUGGAGCCGAGCGGAACGGGCGGACGACUUCACCGCAUUCGCCUCCGUAGCACUGUUGGCGCCUUGUGCCAGAAGCAGUCCCACUACGUCCGCCACAACCUCUCCGAUGACUGCCUGCAGUGCCUGCUCUCCUUGGCAGCGCUGCUGAGGGCUGCGUCGAUGCGGGAGGCCGAGAUGCGAGGCUGGAUGCCGUCCGCGACACUUCUCAUCGCCGCAGAGCGUACCUUUGGUCAAACUCUAGAAAAGGAAGACUUGUUCGGCGUCACCUUUCCCACCCCCGCUGCAUCGCAGACCGCAGUGGUGACGUCGAUCGCUAUGGAUGAUACCACGGAUAGCGCGUCUGAGAGCAACGCCAGCGGCGCCGUUGCAUCCCUGAUGGCUGAGGCAGCAGUAGGGUCGGUCGUGUUUUUUGACGGUAUGCUCAAGGCUGGGACUCGCCGCCCUGUGCCCGCCGCCGUUCUCCAGCGCUUCCCUGUCUCAUUUUGGAUGGUGGUGACAAAAACGAAGGAAGAGGUGCUGUGCACCUUCCCACACAACACCCCCACCGGCCUCGUACAGUACCACAUCGAGGGACAGGUAGUGCGGUUCUCCGCUGUGACGUUGCUCUACGUGCUUAAGUGCGUGUGCCUUGCGCGUAGUGUCACACAGAGCCAAAACGCGGCCUACGAGCUCGUCUUGCGCCAGCGUCAGCGCGAGCAGCACGCGCUGCAACUGGCGAGGAUGGCAUCAUCGGCGACCGGCAAGUUCAUGGCGGUGCGGCGGGCCUCAGCGGAUGCCGUGGGGAAUAGCAGAGACGCCUUGCACUGUAGUGUAGACAAGACUCGCGGCUCUGCCGUCGGCCAAGUACGCGGAACGGACUCCAGUGACGAGGAUGGCGCUGAAGAGGCGGACUGGCUAGACUCCAUGGACCGGUACUUAUACACGUCUCCUGCUUUCCCAAGCAGGUCAUCAGCGCUGUCACGGCGCUUGCAGACGGAUCGCGCGAGCUCUCACAAGACGUCCGUUCACACGACCCAACACAGACAAGUACCAGGCGUUGCCGCCUCGCUCACGGAGCUCACAUACGACGAUCUGUGGCGCAUGUACGAGCAGCGCGCCCCCACCUCGGCGACGGCGGCACCUGCACGCGGCCAAGAAAAGCUGCCACCCAUCCGAUUUUGA